Molecule: messenger RNA, 363 nt
Organism: Macrobrachium nipponense
Lineage: Eukaryota; Metazoa; Arthropoda; Malacostraca; Decapoda; Palaemonidae
Exons: 2
Coding region: 1-363 (120 amino acids)
Source: RefSeq, a predicted model, not a curated record
AUGACUAGGGACAGUGAAGAGAAACUCCAGAGGAAUAUAAACAUGAGCAAGAUUAAGUUUAUGAGGUUAAAUCGGAACCAGGAACUUGAAGCAACAAAUGCUAGUGUAGAAGGUGAGAAAAUGGAAGCAGUAGUUAAAACAAAAGUUGCUGGAUGCAUGCAAAAGAUUAGGAGAAGUGUAAGAAUAACCGUGGCUGGAGUCACUGUUGUAGUUUGUGACAGCUGCAAUAUGUCAGUGAUUUAUAGCAGCAGCAGCAGCAGUAGUAGUAGUAGUAGUAGUAGUAGUAGUAGCAGUAGUAGUAGUAGUAGUAGUAGUAGAAGUCAGGAUCUGCCUUUGAAAGUCUCUGAAUUCACUUGUCCUUAA